UAUAAGAAUUACUUUAGUAUAUUUUAAAACUUAUCUUUAUAAAAUUUAUUCGUCCGUGUUAGAAGUAACUGCGUUAAAAACAUUGUGUUUAUCAAACCUAAAAAUGACGAUUAAUACGUUUGAAUUUUCCAAAGGCAUUAUAAUUGUCAUAGUGUAUAAUAUGAUAAUUUUAACUUCAAUAAAAUGCAAUGAUAACUUAACCGUUCCGGAUUAUGACACGAAACUCAUAGUAAACGGUAACACAUCGUAUUUUGAUUAUCAUUUUCGAAGUGCUCAAAACCCGGGUCAACUGAAAAUAAGCCCAAUAGGUUAUUUCUCUUCAAUUUAUAAUUGUCCAUACACAGUAUUGCCAGAAGUAAGUUUAGAAUGUGGUGGUUAUACAGAAUAUAUUUUAAAAUUGAACGAAUUAGGUAAGUUUUUAUAUAUUUUAGAUUAGAUUAUACGUCUAUUAUUAUUGAAAUUUGUCUUUUGAAAGGCGAAAUG
This is a messenger RNA of Rhopalosiphum padi (bird cherry-oat aphid), 483 nucleotides long. RefSeq lists its product as uncharacterized. The record is from RefSeq and is a predicted model, not a curated record. The transcript has 5 exons. NCBI's taxonomy places the organism in Eukaryota, Metazoa, Arthropoda, Insecta, Hemiptera, Aphididae. Bases 104 to 436 code for a protein of 110 amino acids.